Orycteropus afer afer is the source of this 2121-nucleotide messenger RNA. It is a transcript of the gene NGEF, whose product is annotated as neuronal guanine nucleotide exchange factor. Gene Ontology annotation, biological process: activation of GTPase activity. The record is from RefSeq and is a predicted model, not a curated record. Gene Ontology annotation, molecular function: guanyl-nucleotide exchange factor activity; protein binding. Lineage: Eukaryota; Metazoa; Chordata; Mammalia; Tubulidentata; Orycteropodidae.
AUGGAAACAAAGGAACCUGAAGAUUUGGAAAAGCCCUGGAAGAAACUGGUGAGAGGUUCAUGGAAAACUGAUGAUGAGCCAGUCAAGGAGAGACCUGAGCUACUCUUGAGAGAAGAGGAGACAUGCCACAUUGACCAGGAGACCCCAGAACCCCAUUGCUACAUCCCAAUUCAGAGAAACUCCAUCUUCAACUGCGCCGUGAGACACAGAAGCAAAACCAAGACCCAAAACACUUCCACACAGAACGCCAGCCACCAUCAGGCAGAUUCACUGGAAAAUGGAAAGUCUAUAAACAAGCCCCUGGCCUUGAACGAUCCCCCAAGCAGAACACCUCCUCGGAGGAUUCCAACUCAGACAGACCCAGGAGCCCAGAAAACGAGCGAGUCGUCCUCCACCCCGGGCAACGGGGCCACGCCCGAGGAGUGCCCGGCGCUGGCCGACAGCCCCACCACGCUCACCGAGGCCCUGCAGAGAAUCCACCCCAUCCCCGCCGACUCCUGGAGGAACCUCAUCGAGCAAAUAGGGCUCCUGUAUCAGGAAUACCGAGAUAAAUCAACUCUCCAGGAGAUAGAAACCAGGAGGCAACAGGAUGCCGAAAUACAGGCAGAUGAAGACGGGUCCCCGGCCAGUGAGGAGGCUCCCGAGGAGGAAGAGGAGGAGGAGCUGGCAAGCCCGCCCGAGAGGAAGGCACUGCCCCAGAUCUGCCUGCUCAGUAACCCCCACUCGAGGUUUAACCUCUGGCAGGACCUGCCAGAGAUUCGGAGCAGUGGGGUGCUGGAGAUCCUGCAGCCGGAGGAGGUCAAGCUGCAGGAGGCCAUGUUCGAGCUGGUCACCUCCGAGGCCUCCUACUACAAGAGCCUGAACCUGCUGGUGUCUCACUUCGUGGAGAGCGAACGGCUGAAGAAGAUUCUGCACCCGGCGGAGGCCCACCUCCUCUUUUCCAACGUCCUGGACGUCACGGCCGUCAGCGAGCGGUUCCUCUUGGAGCUGGAGCGCCGGAUGGAGGAGAACAUUGUCAUCUCGGACGUGUGCGAUAUCAUGUACCACUACGCGGCCAACCACUUCUCGGUCUACAUCACCUACGUCAGCAACCAGACCUACCAGGAGAGGACGUACAAGCAGCUGCUCCAGGAGAAGGCAGCUUUCCGGGAGCUGGUCGCACAGCUGGAGCUGGACCCCAAGUGCAAGGGGCUGCCGCUGUCCUCGUUCCUCAUCCUGCCCUUCCAGAGAAUCACGCGCCUCAAGCUGCUGGUGCAGAACAUUCUGAAGAGGGUGGAGGAAGGGUCCGAGCGCGAGUGCACUGCCCUGGACGCUCACAAGGAGCUGGAAAUGGUGGUGAAGGCGUGCAACGAGGGUGUCAGGAAGAUGAGCCGCACGGAGCAGAUGAUCAGUAUCCAGAAGAAGAUGGAGUUCAAGAUCAAGUCAGUGCCCAUCAUCUCACACUCGCGCUGGCUGCUGAAGCAGGGCGAGCUGCAGCAGAUGGCGGGCCCCAAGACCUCCCGGACCCUGCGGACCAAGAAGCUCUUCCGGGAGAUUUACCUCUUCCUCUUCAACGACCUGCUGGUCAUCUGCCGCCAGAUUCCCGGAGACAAGUACCAGGUGUUUGACUCGGCCCCACGGGGCCUGCUCCGCGUGGAGGAGCUCGAGGACCAGGGCCAGACACUGGCCAAUGUGUUCAUCCUGCGACUGCUGGAGAACGCUGACGACCGGGAGGCCACCUACAUGCUGAAGGCCUCCUCUCAGAGUGAGAUGAAGCGCUGGAUGACCUCCCUGGCCCCCAACCGGAGGACCAAGUUUGUCUCCCUCACGUCCCGGUUGCUGGACUGCCCCCAGGUGCAGUGUGUGCACCCGUAUGUGGCCCAGCAGCCGGAUGAAGUGACGCUGGAGCUUGCCGACAUCCUGAACAUCCUGGACAAGACGGAGGACGGGUGGAUCUUCGGAGAGCGGCUGCACGACCAGGAGAGAGGCUGGUUCCCGAGCUCCAUGACUGAAGAGAUCUUGAACCCCAAGAUCCGGUCACAGAACCUUAAGGAGUGUUUCCGUGUCCACAAGAUGGACGACCCUCAACGCAGCCAGAACAAGGACCGCAGGAAGCUAGGGAGCAGGAAUCGGCAAUGACCC